AUGCGGGAAGCUGGCAUUGCGGUCUUCUUCACCUGGCCUCCUUGCGAUUUUUACCUCUGCGGUCGCCUAACGCGCAUCACGUUUGGCUGCAAAGACAAGUCCGUUUUCGACCCAUAUGGGACCUGCGUCGACGUGAGAAGGAAGGUGAUCCAUGGAAGAUGGUACGACUGGGUGAAGGUGGUCCUGCAGUACGAUGCACAGGGGAAUCCCCUUGCCGGCUUUCUCGUUGAGAAUACACAUUGGAAUUCUCAUCUCUUUCGACGCAACAAUUUUGUUAUUUAUCCCGUAUUUGGACCCGGGACGGCAUUGGAUGAUGAGAGAUAUCUGAGGCUAGAUUGUUGGAUCCCCGAUGGAACAACUCCCGGACAGGCUCUUCUCUCUGUUGUCAAACUGACUCCAGAAGAAUAUUUGGACGUCUACACGGAUGCAUUCAUCAAGCUAAUCGACUGCCCUCUCCUCCGUUUCUCUCAUAUCUAUGAGAAAGAGACAGAUUGUCUCCAUUCUCUUCAUUUCUUCCAACAAUUCAUCCAUCACAUCAUUCAAUCCGCUAUUCCAAAUGGAGAGGGACGUCGUCUUGUCAUUCUCGAUAUCUACACUACCCAACAACUUCAACAGGAAUCACUGAAAUGUCUGUCUGAUGAAUAUGAGAUGAUGAUGGGACGAUUGAUCGAAUGGAUAGAGAACAACGCUAGGGGGCAGAGUAUUCAGCUCUAUCAAAUCGGAACCGACCUUGGGGAGCGAGAGUCCGAACUUCUCGGCCGUAUCUAUCCGACGGGUAUCAACGUCAUCAUUGCUCAGAAUUACUCAGCGGAAAAUCAGGUACCAUGGGCUUUGAGCCACGAAGGAAGGACUCCGACGGCGCUGGGUAUUCGACGACGGUACUAC
Mesorhabditis spiculigera is the source of this 885-nucleotide messenger RNA. NCBI's taxonomy places the organism in Eukaryota, Metazoa, Nematoda, Chromadorea, Rhabditida, Rhabditidae. The record is from the annotation of a GenBank genome assembly.